This is a messenger RNA of Apus apus (common swift), 2101 nucleotides long. RefSeq names its product A-kinase anchoring protein 5 (gene AKAP5). The record is from RefSeq and is a predicted model, not a curated record. Gene Ontology annotation, biological process: positive regulation of adenylate cyclase activity. The transcript is spliced from 2 exons. The coding region runs from base 662 to 2041 and encodes 459 amino acids. NCBI's taxonomy places the organism in Eukaryota, Metazoa, Chordata, Aves, Apodiformes, Apodidae. Gene Ontology annotation, cellular component: plasma membrane; postsynaptic density; dendritic spine. Gene Ontology annotation, molecular function: adenylate cyclase binding; GABA receptor binding; protein kinase A regulatory subunit binding.
CUGGGGCCGGGCCGGGCCGCAGGUAAAAGAUGGAAACGUUGGCCAUGCUUCACAUAACCUGCGAGAGGAACUGAAGCAGAAAGCAGAGCUGAGACAAAGCAGCAUCUGACCUUGUCACUGGGGGGCAGAAAACAGCCACUGGCUGCCGCUGGUUUUACUGGUGCUUCAAUCAAGCUCCCUGUGCAAUGUGGAAGUGCAGUUCUUUCCAGGUCCGUGGGGUGAAUAAAAAUUGUUAACUCUUGGCUUGAUUUGUCGUCCUUUCGGGGGAAAAAAAAAAAACCGAAACACACAAAAAAAGAGUAAUAUCAGACUGGCAAUUAAGUACUCGUGUUGAUAGACUGAGCACAAUUUGAAGUGGGUUGUCCCGGAGGUGACUCUGGCCAGCAAAGCCAAGGAGAAGCUUGUUCAACUUCAUGUCUACCCAGGAUUCCUUGGAGAGGUGAUAAAGUGAGUAAUGAGACAAAGUGGGAGUUAUAAAGCAGAUGCAAUAGCUUCAGCAGAACUUCUCAUGAUGGACACAGAGGCUCAUUAAAAGGCAACUAACAUUAUUUUGAAAACAAUUUGAGGAGAAAAUGCACUUUUAGCAUCUCUGCAGUUCAUGUGUCUGAUACAUUAAUCCAGAAAAUCAAUAAUAUCACACAAACGAAGGAGAGGAACAAAUAUGGCAAAGGCAGCUAAUGAAAUUCAAAUGGAGAACCCAAGAGAGGUAGAAACUCACAGCACAGGGGCAACGUGCUCCCCAUCAGAGGAACAGGCAGAAAAACCCUCCAUGCUCUGUUUUAGGAAGAGGAAGUCCUGUAAGAAGAGGCUGACGGUGAAGGAUGCAUGUGAAGCAGCUUCAGAGGAGAAAAGCCAAUGCAUCAGUGCUGAGGCAAAAGUUCCUAAUCAAUCACAAUCCUCCAGAGGAGCCUGGGCAGCCAUCAAAAACCUCACAAAACCUCGGAGAAGGCAGAAAUCCUCCUCGAGCAAGAAGGCACCCUCUGAUUCCCAAGUGCAGCUGGAGGUGGAUGCUGAGGAAGGCUGUGCACAAGGCUUCCCAAAGAAACGAGUGAGCUCUGGAGUGAAGAUGCCCUGCGUGCGGUUCUCCAGAGGCAAGAAAAAACCCAGCCCCUCUGAAGCAGUGGAGGAGUCAGAGGACAGUGUUCAAGCAAAUGAGGUGAUGGGUGUCGUGAAUAAAGCUAGUGAAGAGCAGGAGGAUUUGCCCCCGAUGGACAAGUCUGACUCCUUCAGCCCGGCCUCUGUGCAGGAGGACCAGGAUACAGCAAAGGAAAGUGCUGAUUCCAUUGGGAAGAGUGAGCCCUUGACAGAGCCCACAACUGAAGCAGAGGAACAUAGGGAGUGCACCAUUGAGUCAGAGAUAACAGAGUCAGAGACAGUUAAUGAAACAGCCCAGGAAAAGCUGCAGGAGGGGAGCCUGCCCCAAACCACAGUCCACAUGGAGGGCAGGGAAGAUGCUCCCGAAGUGCCUGCUUCCCAGGAUCAAUCCGACAGUGCCCCUGAAACCGCUGAGCUGCAGGAAAUCCCUAAUAUCUGCAAAGAGCUGCCCGAAGGGGAUGAAUCAGAAAAGAGCAUAAAUCUUCCUGAGGAGUGCAAAGCCCAAGAGACAGUAAUGGAUUUCAGUCCGUCGGAGUCCAAAGAUGAUGCAGUGAGCAUGCAGGGCUGCUCCAGCCAUCAGGUGACCCUAGAAGCCAACGUGGGCGUUGGGAUUGUCAUCACUGUCACCGAAGCUGAGGACUCUGAUCACACCGACUCCGACCAGGCCUACGAGCUGUCCCCUGUCUUGCAGCGAAAUAAGCAAAAAGGGAAUAAAAAAUCAAGCGGGGGCUUUGAUUUUGGUAAAAAAGAGGGCCCCGCGGCUGGCGGUGGUCCCCAGGUGGAGGAGAAAGGUCCAGGUGACCAGGGGCAAAGAACGGGGGAACAGUACGAACUGCUCCUCAUAGAAACGGCAUCUUCCCUCGUGAAGGCAGCCAUCCAGUCAUCCAUAGAGCAGCUGGUCAACGAAAUGGCCCUGGAACAGAACAAACACAACAGUUUUCUGUGAUGGCAGCGAUGCCCCCAAAAUAAGAGUACAAGGGAUGAUUUAAAACUGCAUUUGGCCUGG